GCGCGGCCGCCGCCAUUUUGUGAGGGGAGGCGGCGACGGCGCCGCGCGGGGCGGCGUGGCGUGGCGUUCCUCGCCCGCGGCGCGGGCGUGGGGGGAGGGGGAAAUGGCGGCGCUGCGCCCCGCAGCCCCGCGGCGCGGGCAGGAGGUCCGCGGGGGACCCGGAGCGAGCUGCGCUGCCUGGUGUCGCGCCGCCCGGGAGCCCCGCGGGCGAGGGUAGGCGGGCGGGGCGCCGCGGGGCCCGGCUUGUGGCGCUGCGGGCCUGCGCGGUGGCCGCCGGCGGGAGGCGGGUGUGCUGAAGUCCGCCGCAGCGCCGCCCGGGCGCUCUCGGCCCUCGCUGUGUUUUCAGAGAGAGACUUGGCAAAUGGGCCCUGUCGGUCUUUGCUCUCUGACGUCUAGACAAACAGAGCUGAAUCCUAAACAGAUCUCAGAGUUUACAGCUUUUUCAAAUCUGGGUGGACUUUCAAAGAGGCGACAAAAGUGUACAGAAGCAUGUUUUUACCGCGAUCUCUUAAAGUCAAGAGGAGUGCUGAUGAGGACGAAAGUACAGCUAAAAAAAAUAAGUUGUCUUCUGGAGAAUCUUUGUUAGAGGAGACCACAGAGGUCCAAGAUUGUAAGUCUGCCACAAAAGAAACUUCUGCUUCAGGGUGCAGUUUGAAUGAAGUUGCACAAGAAUGCAGAGAACCUGUAGCUAUUCCAUCAGAUCUUGGUGUUGCUAAUACAUCUUUGGGAAAGGACAACCAAAAUACUGAUGAAGACAGCUCUUUGGAAGAACCCAUAAAAUCCUUCAGCAAAUUGCAGCGCUGGGCAGAACCUGGGGAACCCAUAUGUGUUGUCUGUGGUCGUUACGGAGAGUAUAUCUGUGAUAAAACAGAUGAAGAUGUGUGUAGCUUGGAAUGCAAAGCCAAACACCUUUUACAAGCUCAAGAAAAGAAAAAAAAGCUAAAAUCUGACCAACUCAUGAAAGCAGAAUCUCAAGCAGAAACUCUCCUUGAUACAUCUUAUUCCUAUAAAGAUCACUCCUUUAUUUUAGGUUUGCAAGAUGAGCAGAUUAGGAACCUUAAAUUGCAGUUAGGUAUUGCUGUCCUGGGCCAGCAAGUUCCAAGACCUAUUAUUGAAUUUGAACACUGUGGUUUUCCUGAAACUUUAAACCAUAAUUUAAAGAAUUCUGGCUACGAAGUUCCAACUCCCAUCCAAAUGCAAAUGAUUCCUGUUGGACUACUGGGAAAGGAUAUUUUGGCUAGUGCGGACACUGGCUCGGGAAAAACAGCAGCCUUCCUGCUCCCAGUUAUUAUGAAGGUUUUAAAAGAGACUGAAACGCCAUCUGCACUUAUUUUAGCACCAACAAGAGAAUUAGCAAUUCAGAUAGAGAGACAAGCUAAAGAACUGAUGGCUGGUUUACCAAACAUGAGAACAGUCCUCCUGGUAGGAGGAUUACCACUGCCACCACAGCUUCACCGUCUCAAGCAAAGUGUUAAGGUUAUAAUAGCAACACCUGGAAGACUUCUAGAGAUUUUAAAGCAAAGUUCUGUUCAGCUCCAUGGCAUAAAAAUUGUAGUAGUGGAUGAAGUGGAUACCAUGUUAAAAAUGGGUUUCCAGCAGCAAGUGUUGGAUAUUUUGGAAGGUAUCUCUCAUGAUCAUCAAACCAUACUGGUGUCGGCCACGAUUCCAGUGGGCAUUGAACACUUAGCAAAUCAGCUUCUGCACGAUUUUAUAAGAAUAAUGGUUGGAGAAAAGAAUCUGCCAUGUUCUAAUGUUCGCCAAAUUAUCUUAUGGGUGGAAGAACCAUCUAAAAAGAAAAAACUGUUUGAAAUACUAAAUGAUAAGAAACUCUUCAAGCCUCCAGUGUUGGUAUUUGUGGACUGCAAACUAGGAGCAGAUCUGUUGAGUGAUGCUGUUCAUAAGAUUACAGGAUUGCAGUGUAUAUCCAUGCACUCUGAAAAGUCUCAGGUGGAAAGAACAGAAAUAUUACAGGGAUUACUUCAAGAGAAGUAUGAGGUUAUAGUAAGUACUGGAGUCCUUGGACGAGGACUUGACCUUGUCAAUGUGAAACUGGUAGUAAAUUUUGAUAUGCCUUCCAGUAUGGAUGAAUAUGUACAUCAGGUUGGAAGAGCAGGGAGGUUGGGUCACAGUGGAACUGCAAUUACUUUUAUCAAUAACAACAGCAAGAAGCUCUUUUGGGAUGUUGUGAAGAGAGUAAAACCAACAGGCACCAUUCUUCCUCCACAGCUGCUGAAUUCCCCAUAUCUUCAUGACCAAAAGAGAAGGGAACAACAGAGACUUAAACAAUUACAGAAUAGCCUUGUAACAGGAGACAAUAUUAUGGACAUUAUUAGAAAACAUGACAAAAAUAAUUCUCAGAGGUAGUAGAGGUGCAUUUAUCUUAGGUAAUUAUAAUGAAACUAUGAUUAGAAAAUAAACAUGGAAUUAGGGUG
Dromaius novaehollandiae (emu) is the source of this 2432-nucleotide messenger RNA. RefSeq names its product DEAD-box helicase 59 (gene DDX59). The record is from RefSeq and is a predicted model, not a curated record. The coding region runs from base 490 to 2364 and encodes 624 amino acids. The transcript has 9 exons. Gene Ontology annotation, molecular function: RNA helicase activity; nucleic acid binding; ATP binding. Lineage: Eukaryota; Metazoa; Chordata; Aves; Casuariiformes; Dromaiidae.